GACAAAUGGAAAUUAGCAAACCAAUUUCUAAACCAGAGGGAAGAUAAAGCUUCAAUUUUUUUCUGAUUUUCACACUAAUUGAUUCCAAAUUAAGCAUAACCAUGGGAUUUUGCUUAAAGACCAAAUAGUUUCAGGGAUACUGCUGUGAUCAGAAGAUGUUUAUGAUCUUAAUCUAUCUAAUUAGCCUCGGCUGAUAUUUUUGUUUCUCAAUCUUGUUCCAUAUAGUACUAUUUUUCGGAUGUUUUUUUCUGGGAUCUUCACACAAAUAGCUGGACAGAUUUACUGUUUAUUUUUUCUAGUUGGUAUACAUCGUUUAUUGAUGAUUAUACACAUAUUGUACAUAUAUUAUACAUUUGCUGGCUAUUGUUAGUUUAAUCAUUUGGGUGAACUGCUAUAUAGGUUAAUUCUUAAAAAGUAUAUGGCAUACUGGAAUUUUGUGUGCAGAAAAGAUCGGUCAAGGGAUAUCUGAAGUAGAUGGCGCGGUUGAUUAAGAGAUGAGGGACUGAGAGUAAAAUUCACUACUUGCAUUAUUGAGAAAGAGAUGUCUUGGGAAAUCGAAGAGAUCGGAGAAGAUAGCAAGAGUGAAGUGAUUGGCAACAACAAAGAUGGAGGAGUGAUCAAUGAUGUUUAUGUAGCAGUUGGCAAGAAUGACAUGUAUGUUCUUCAAUGGGCACUUGAUCAUGCCAUCUCUCCGGGAAUUCGCGUUUGCCUUGUGCAUAUUUUUCCUCCCAUUACCUACAUCCCUUCACCAGUUGGCAAGUUAUCAAGUAGCCAACUGACCAGAGAGCAGGUGCAAGCUUACAUCAAUGAAGAGAGCAACAGGCGGAAGAAUCUCUUGGAAAAAUACAUCCGCCUAUGCAAUGAUGCCAGAGUACCAGUAGAUACUGUACUUGUGGAGAGCAAAUCACCUGGCAAAGCAUUACUUGAUCUAAUCUCUGUUGUCAAUGUUACCAGCCUCAUUAUUGGAACUAGACGAUCACUUUCCACCAUACGAGUGAUGAAGGGACAUGGAAUUGGAGAAUAUGUUCAAAAGAAUGCACCGGCUUCCUGUCAGGUUAACGUCGUUGGUGAAGAAGGCAAAAAGAUUAAGAAGAGUGAAGUGGUGCAGCUAAAAGGCAAUUAUUCCAAUUCUCCUUCACUUGUGCAUAGCCGGAGUCAGCCGGAGAUUGCUAAACAAUCUAACAGGAAUUUAUUUGAAUGGAUGUGUUUUUCUCCCAAGUUCCAUGGAGACUUUGGAAGUAAAUAAAAGAACACAGAGACGAAUUCAACCUAUUAACAAUUUCUUACCUAUGGAGAGUUGAACUUAAUCCGUAACUAAUGGAGUACUACUAUAUCAAAUUUGGCUUUCUGUUUUUUUCUCAAAUCUUAUUGACAAUAUUUUUUCUAUUUCCAAAAGUUCUAACCCAAGACAUCUAGCUAAAGUUAAAGAAUUUCGAAUC
Solanum tuberosum (potato) is the source of this 1439-nucleotide messenger RNA. RefSeq lists its product as uncharacterized. The coding region runs from base 542 to 1246 and encodes 234 amino acids. Lineage: Eukaryota; Viridiplantae; Streptophyta; Magnoliopsida; Solanales; Solanaceae. The record is from RefSeq and is a predicted model, not a curated record. The transcript is spliced from 5 exons.